Messenger RNA from Anolis carolinensis (green anole), 8754 nucleotides. RefSeq names its product golgin A3 (gene golga3). Bases 622 to 5157 code for a protein of 1511 amino acids. NCBI's taxonomy places the organism in Eukaryota, Metazoa, Chordata, Lepidosauria, Squamata, Anolidae. The record is from RefSeq and is a predicted model, not a curated record. The transcript has 25 exons.
GCGGCAUAAACAGUCCGCCGCGAAAAGAAACGUUCCGCCGCUUGCCAGGCAGUGAAGUCGGCCCCGCCCCUGUGUUGUUUUCCUGAGGCGACUCAGGUUCGAAGAGCGCAUGCGCGGGAGGGCGGACCCCUCCGGCGCCGGGGAGGUGUUUGGGGCGGGGAAGGAGAAAGGUGGCACACCGCCCGCCUCCCUGGGCCUGAAGCGGCAGCGCCACGUCUCCGAGGGAGCCGGCGCAGGCAAGUCCGGGGCCUCGGGGCGCCUUCGGUUCUGAGGCGGGGGAACGCUUCUGUCCGGGUUGUGGCGCUGUCGGAGGCCUUCGGUGGACGGAGCGCUUCUGAGAUCUCUUUCCAUUCAGAUUUGCUGGAUGACCAAGGGUUGUAGUUUUAUAUAUGAGAAAAGUCUACUUCAGUGAUCUCUAGUAACUCUGGAAUUGCAUGCUGACUUGACUUGGACCGAACUGAGUUGCCUGCUGUAAAUCAACAGAUGAGAAAGACUUAAGUCUCGUGCUAUCUCCUUCCCAGGAAGCUUGCUUAUGGAUACAAACGGGACUCCGUAGUUCAUUUCGAAUAGGUGUUAUCCUGCUAGGGAAAACAUUUCCCUGGCAUCUUGACUACGCCCACCAUGGACGCUUCGAUGGUCCUGCUGGAAAAGCAAACCAACAACAGUGGCCCAUGCACUUCUGAGAGGCAUGUGAACCUUGAGGUGAAUUUGAAUGAGCCAGCAGAAGGAGAUGACUUCAACAUUGCUAGCGAAAAGGAGAGCCAAGUUCCAGUGAAAGAGGAAAGCCUGGUGCCAAACAGCAGCAAGAGUCCUUGUGCGAAUGGACCGGUGUCUCACUAUCCCAGCCUCCCCUUGCCUUUUGAUCCCAAUGGUGGUCCACAUGGGGAAGAACCAGCUCCAGGUGUGCCUGGUUUCCAUGACAACCUAAAGUCGGUCCGGGGAGCUAGUGCUGAGGGCGUAGUUCUUAGGAAGGAAGCGUUGCAGUCCCUCAAACUAAGCCUUCCCAUGCAAGAGACUCAAUUGUGCUCUGCAGACUCUUCUCUUCCAUUGGAGAAGGAAGAACAGAUCAGGCUUCAGGCGAGACGUCGCCUUGAAGAGCAGCUCAAGCAGUACCGCGUCAAAAGGCAUCAGGAGAGACAGUGUACAGCUAAGAAUCGUCCUUGCAGUACCCUGGAUCCUGAGCUGAUGUUAAAUCCCGAGAUCUUGCCAAGAGCCAGCACUGUAGCAAUGACAAAAGAAUACUCCUUUCUACGAACGAGUGUUCCGCGGGGACCAAAACUGGGAAGCCUGGGCCUUCUAACACAUUCAAGUGAAAGGAAAAAUUCCAAAUCUUCCCGGUCGAGUAGAAUUCGAUCUCUGGCUGAUUAUAGGACUGAAGAUGCAGAGGGAAGCCCCAGCGGAACUGUUCCAGUGGCCGAUUCGCCCGGUGGGUCGCUAAAGCAAAACCGAAGCAGCCUGACAUCUGUGAUCUCUGAGAUCAGGGUAACACCCGAUCCCGACGACCGGUUGGAGAAUUCCUCCUUGGCUGGAGACAGCAUGUCGGAAAUUGAUGGAAGUGAAGCUGGAAUCAGGCUGGAUGGCAAUGAAAGUGAUAGUUCCAGCUACAGCAGUGUAUCGGGAAGGGGAAUCUAUGGUAUGCUGCUCAGUGCAGAGAGCAGGCAGAGUGUUUCGUUUCCAGUCAAUGGCCAAGAGGUCCCUUUGGAUGCAGUUGGACAGUUCCCUUCCAUCAGAGAGGUGCUACAGGCGGCUGCAACAGAGCAUCAUGCCCAGGAUCCCGAAAUCAACGGAGAAGCAAGGAGCCGGAGAGACAGCAUUUCCAGCAGUAUAUCGAUGGAGAGUUCUGUCGCAGGCACGCAUGAUGAAAUGUUGCAGGUCCUCAAAGAAAAGAUGAGGCUUGAAGGACAGCUAGAAGCGCUGUCAUUAGAAGCCAAUGAGGCUUUCAAAGAAAAGACAGAGUUGCAGGCCCAGCUUGCUGCUUUGCACAUGAAGCUCAAGACCCAGAUGGAGCAUAGCGAGAGCAGCCAGCAGAAACAGGACUCCCUGAACGUGGAGGUGGCCACCUUAAAACAGUCUUGUUGGGACCUGGAACGGGCCAUGGCAGAGCUGCAGGCAGCGCUGGAGGCCAAGAACGCUGGCCUAGCCGCCUCCAGCAAUGACCUGCAGGUGGCAGAAGAGCAAUACCAAAGGCUAAUGGGGAAAGUGGAAGACUUGCAGAAAAGUGUCCUUACGAAAGAUAGCACAGUACAUGAUCUCCGGCAGCAGCUUUCAUCUUUACAAAGCCAGCUCCAGCAGGUGCAGCUGGAACGCACAACAUUGACCAAUAAGCUGAAAUCAUCUCAAGCAGAGAUUGCCUCAUUGCAGAAAGUACGGCACUGGUACCAGCAGCAAUUGGCUGUGGCCCAGGAAGCAAGGGUUCGGCUGCAGAGCGAGAUGGCAAACAUGCAGGCUGGCCAGAUGACACAAGUGGGCCUGUUGGAGCAUCUCAAGCUGGAGAAUGUAACACUCUCUCAUCAGUUAACAGAGACUCAGCACAGAUCCAUCAAAGAGAAGGAGCGAAUAGCUACGCAGUUACAAAAUAUAGAGGCUGACAUGUUAGAUCAAGAAGCAGCUUUUCUGCAGAUCCAAGAAGCGAAGACAAUGGUGGAAGACGAUUUGCAGAGAAAACUGACAGAGUUUGAGGAUGAGAAGGAACAACUCCAGAAAAUGGCUGAUUCUGCAACAACGUUGGAGCAGGAGCUAGAAAAGGUUAAAUUGACAUUGCAUCAGCGGGAUCUUCAGGUUGAGGCUUUGCAGCAGGAGCAACUAGAUCUCAUGAAGCAGUUGAGCUCCACUCAGGAGACGUUGCAGACCCGCGAGGAGUCCCUGGCGGACCUGCAGAGAUGUUACGAUGAGGUGGAGGCCAGGCUGACGGAGCUGCAGGGGGAAGCCACCUCCAAGGAUGACUCCAUCCGAUACUUGCAGAAUGAGAAAAUCGUCCUGGAAGUAGCGCUACAGGUUGCGAAAGCAGGCAAAGAAGGGCUUGACGAAGGAGUCCAGCAUUUAGGGGAGAGUACUGAGGCAGCCUCCGAUGUUUUAGAGCAAUUGAGGCAAGAACUAGCCAUCAAAUCAAGUCAGGUGGAGAAUCUGCAACAAGAAAGCACGGCCUUCAAGAAACAGACGCAAAAGAUAAAGGAGCAAUUACUUCAACAAAAGGUGAUGGUAGAAGCUUACCGUAGAGAUGCAAGUUCCAAGGACCAGCUGAUCAGUGAACUGAAGGCUACCAAAAAGAGGCUGGACUCUGAAAUGAAGGAGUUAAGACGAGAACUUCUCCACCUUCGGGACGAGAAGAAAUCGGUGGACAUUGAAAAUGCAAAGCUGGCAAAGGAAGUGUCUCGUGUCCAGAAGCAAUUGGAAGAGCUGGAAAGUCAGCUGCAAGUGGCCCAGAGAGAGCGGGAUGGCAUGGAGGCGGAGUUGCAGUCCGUGCAGUUUGACAGAGAGCAGAUGUCUGUUCUUGCCGAGACGAAUGAAACAUUGAAACGGCAAAUUGAUGAAAUGCAACAAGAAACAAAAAUGGCCAUUACAGAACAGAAGCAGAAAAUGAAGCGACUGGGAUCAGACCUGACCACAGCCCAGAAGGAUAUGAAAGCCAAGCACAAAGCCUAUGAAAAUGCGGUUGGGAUCCUUAGUCGCCGGCUGCAGGAAGCCCUCACUGCGAAGGAGUCCUCUGAAGCAGAGCUGAACAAGUUAAAGGCGCAAAUCUCUGAUUGUGGAACUAGCCAGGCUGGUCUAGAAAAGAUUCAAGCUCUAGAGACAGAGCUGCAGGUGCUCAGUCACAGUAAGAUGGUUUUAGAAAAAGAACUGCAAGAAGUCAUCUCGCUCACCAGCCAGGAGCUUGAAGAGUACAGAGAAAAGGUCCUGGAACUUGAAGAUGAGCUUCAAGAAGCAAGGGGCUUCCGGAGGAAGAUUAAGCGCUUGGAAGAAAUGAAUAAGAAGCUCGCCUUGGAACUAGAACACGAACGGGGGAAACUCACUGGCCUGGGCCAGUCCAACGCUGCUCUUCGAGAACAUAAUCGGAUCCUUGAAGCAGCGCUGGCCAAGAGAGAGGCUGAUCUGGUGCAACUGAAUCUACAGGUCCAGGCUGUUCUGAAGCGUAAAGAGGAGGAAGAUCAGCAGAUGAGGCAGCUCAUCCAGGCCUUGCAGACAGCCUUGGAAAGAGAGAAGACCAAAGUCAAAGACCUCAAAGAACAGAUUGUGACAGCCAAAGCUGAAGCAGCACAUAAUCGGCGCCACUACAAAGCUGCCGCACUUGAACUCAGCGAGGUGCAGCGAGAACUCCAGGCCAAAGAUGCGCUCAUCCAAGCCCUCCAGGAUGAAGUCAACAAACUGCAGAUCACAGAAGGGAAGCAUUCGGAAGAAGUGUCCCAGUUCCAGCAAGAACUAGCAGAAGCCCGAUCCCAGCUUCAGCUUCUGGAGCAGCAGUUGAAUGAGCAACUGAACAAGCAACCAGCAGAAAAUCAAGAGGUUGAAGACCUCAAGUGGGAAGUAGAACAGAAGGAGAGAGAGAUCCAGGCCCUGAAGCAGCAGCUGGACUUGACUGAGCAACGCAACCAGAAAGAGUUGGAGGGAGUGCAAGUAGUUCUGCAGAAUAUCAAGACAGAGCUGGAGAUGGCCCAGGACAAUUUGUCCUUAACUCAGAAAGAUAAGUUCAUGCUUCAGGCAAAAGUGACUGAACUGAAGAACAGCAUGAAGACACUGUUACAGCAGAACCAGCAGCUGAAGUUGGACUUGAAGCACGGAAAGAUGAAAAAGAAAAAAGAGCUGAAGGGAGAGACAAAUUCGAAUCCCGUAACCCCAGUGAAGAUUCCUGACUGUCCAGUCCCUGCAGCUUUGCUGGAAGAGCUGUUGAAACCACCUUCCGCUGUGAGUAAAGAACCUUUGAAGAACCUCAACAGCUGCCUCCAGCAACUCAAGCAGGAGAUGGACAGCCUUCAGCGUCAGAUGGAAGAGCACACGAUAACAGUCCACGAAUCGAUGUCUUCUUGGACUCAGAUAGAAGGGCAGUUAGUGGACCUUUCUCCCGCCUUUCCUGCCACUGCCUUGGACCCCCAGACUCUUCCUUCAGCAGACCGACAGGAACGCAAUCAAAGUGCUGGCGAAAAAGAAGGGUUGGGGCAGUAAUGCCACUGUCUCCAUUUCUUCUCUUCGUAACGGUUCUAUAUCAAUGGUAUUUAUUUCUUUGGAUUUAAAAACCUUUCAGAGCUCUCGUCUGUUUUUAACUUUGAGAACACACGAUGAUCAGCGGCAAAAUAUAUGAAGGUCAUGCUUUAUUAGAAAUGUCUUUAACUUGUCAGUCUUGCUUGAGGGGAAUGUGGGAACAGAGCAGGAAAAAGAUGCGACAUUUGGUGCAUAAGGAUGUCCUAUUAGGAAAAAUUUUCCCUAUCCGCUGACGGCUAGAGAGAGAGAAUUUAGUUGCAUGCCUACCACAACCUCAUUACAUAGUUUCUGGCUUUUUACGUGGUCUGAUUCAGGCCUGAGUAAAUGAGAGAAUUCCACAUUUACUAGAUUGGCAAUGACUAAUGCUUCAGCUCAGGACUUUGUUGGUUUGUAGACACACCAGAGCAGAUGACCAGUGCAAGCCAGUAACCUCUCAGUGGUCUUGAACCUUGAAACAGAGGAAAUGGAUUCAGGAUACCCAACCAAAGGCCAGUGGAGAGCUUUGAUUCCUUUGGAAGAUGCCUUUUGCACAUUGCUGUCGUUGUUGUGAUGUCGUCUUUGAGGACGUUUUGAGCACAGCUGUGUCUAAAUAGUCCAGCUUGGUUCUGCCUUGAAGUACCUGUUUGUGUGUGUGCGUGUUUUUAAGAGGCUUAUUUAACACAAAACACAAAGGUUUUGUUUUUAAUGUUGGAUGUUUGAAAAAUACUGUGUGUGUGUGUGUGUGUGUGUGUGUGUAUGUAUAUAUAUAUAUAUUAUAUAUAUACGUGGGGUCUAGGAAAGCUAGCCCUGAAAUCAGAGCUUUUAAGAAAUGUAAUUUACUUAUUUUAUCUCUCAAAUGAAUGUUAUAUACUGCCUAUAAAUCCCCGUUCGUUAGCUUUAAUUCCCCUUAAAUUUUCCCCUCUAAUGCAGGGAUGGGGAAUGUACGACUCUCUGGAUGUUGGACUACAUCUUCCAUCAGCCCUAGCUAAGACUGAUGAGAGUUGCAGCUCAGUAUCUGAAAUACUUCAUGUUCCCCAAUCCCGCCCUACGCCUGUCUCGCUCAGUGUUCAUAUAGCCUUCUUUGAGAAAAACACUCUGCUGUUCUGCAGUUAGCAGGCUGAAACAACAGCCACCCCAAGUCCUUUUGAGGAGAGAGUGUGGUAUAUAAAUAAAGAUUAUUUUUAUUAUGAUUAAGUUUUUAAAAAUCUGUUCCUUUGAGUUGACAGUGCAAGCUAUCUUCCUUUUUUCCAUAGGUCCCAGGCGUUGGUUUUGUUUACUUUCACAGCUUCAGAGUGCACUCUAAGAUGCGUUAGGGGAAAAUGAAUGGGCGGUUGUGUAUGUAGGAUGCCAUGUAUCUUGGAUGGAAGUUGUGGAAGUCUGGGAUGUCACUGAUUUCAGAGCUUAGGGCUAGAUGUUAGAAGGCACACAGAUUGGUUGUGAAAAGGUUAUGUCUGUUCCUCCUUCUCCUUCUGCUGGUUGUGUCUAUUCCCCUUUGCAACAUCAUAUUAUGGUAUAUAUUUGACUACCAUAAAAAAUGUCAUCUAUUCAAUUUUCUCACCUACCCCUUCCCUGUAAUGUUUAAGAUAGAAUAUGCAGCAAAUUUUUCUAGACUGAUUUAUGAAUUGUUAGUAUCCAACUCAAAGGUGCGCGAUGCCCAAUCUAAAGACUGGUGCACCAGUGACAUGCAAUGGUGGUUGUCUUUUUAAAAAGCCCAAAAGAAUAGCAAAGAGGGAAAGUAGCAUGUGGGUCCCAUGUUUCAAAUAUUGAAGACAGGACCCAGGUCUGAAGAAGAUAAUGACUGCAAUAUUAGACUUUAUAGAGAGGGAAGAAAGUAAGAAGAUGUCUGUUUCUUUCAUAAUGUCCAGUUCUGGCCUGGUAGUUAGACCGAGCGAUAGAAAACAAAAAAACUUGUAAAGUGGUUUGAGAAUCUCAGCCUGUUAGAACGAUACUAUCUGUAUAUUAGGUUUUUUUUGAGAGUAAGCUUAUCAUAGAAAGGAUGCUGUCUUUUGUGUGUGUAAGAAGUUUUAGUACAUAAGGUUUUUUCCUCCCAGUUAACAUGACAAAGUGGUACUCUGUGGAAUCCAAAACCAUCUUUGCUCCGGGGCAGUGUUACAUAAUGUUUUUCCUAUGCUGCUUUCAAAAUGCUGAUUUCCUCUAAUGGCUUGAUUUGCUAUAUUCUGUUCUUCACUGUGAGUUUUCCACAUUUUUAAUACUUCUAGAUUUGAAACUCUGGCAAGAUGUUUUCAUUUUUGCAUAUAAUAUGAAGGCAAGGUACUUUUUUAAAAAAUGUAAAGGGUUUUAACAUUUUAGGGGAAGGACUGUCAGCAAACACCACAUCGCUUAUUUCAUACGACUGAUCAACUGUUAUCAAAAUGACACAUUGAAAGCUUUAUUGACUAAUCCAGCUAUGCUGAUGGCUUUUGUUACUAGGUCUGUUUUACAGAUUAAUUUGUAAGGAGUAAUGGUUUUUGCUGCUGUUGAUAUUCUAGCUUCUAUAGUUGCUAAUUUAAAAGAGGAAGAAAUACUGUAGUAUUUACACACCAAAGUUAAUAUUGUAUAUUAAUUAAUAUAUAUCUUCAGGUCCAAAACCUGCACAGUUGGAAUGUUCAUGUUACCAUUCUACUUAGAACACUGUAUUAUUUACAAGAAAGGACAUGGGAUUUGUGAAUUUUGAGUCUGUGUACCAAUCACAGUCCUGUUGAGCAUCAAAAAAAGCAAACUAUUCACAGCUUAAAUGAAAGGUUGUAUAUUCAUACAGCAAUGUAUUGCUUGGAAUGAUUGAGCGUCAGGUCAUUUUAUCUAAAGGACACUGGGUUUUUUUCUUUUAAUCAGUCAGUGCAAGACACUUCUCUUCCUGAGACAUUCAAACUCUUAUAUCCACCAUUAGUUAUCAUUCAGAACAUUAGAAAGAUUUCUGGAAGGACACAUACUUGUUUGGAAGCGUUGUAUGUUGCUGCUCCUUCUAUGUAUUAAACUAAACAUCAUGGAAAGUUGUCCUAAGUAGCUCUGUUAAUCAAUAAUGGAGCAAUCACAAUAGAUACAUUCUCAUGAUUAUAAACCAAAAUGUGUCACUGUGACAAAUGCACAAUAAAAACAAAAUAAUCGCCUUAAUUUAGACGUUAAGUUCCAACCAUGCCAUUCUAUUUGUAAUUAAAAUCCAUUUUUAUUAUUGCGUUUCCCCCUGUUGAAAAUCAGAGUUAAUAUUAACGUAAAAUUUGCUGGAAUGGGAAAAUUUUACUCUGUUGAAUUAACUGUGGUUACCUCCUUACCAUGAAACGUUUGAGUUGAUCUGUACAGAGGUUGUUUUUUAUUAAAUGAAAUUGCUUCUAAAUGUUCUUAUGCAAUCUUUUGCACAUUUACUUUUCCAACCAAUGGCCAUUAGAUUUUAUUAACAAGGAAGAACAUCACCUCCGUAACAGUUUUGGAUUGUGAGUUUCAAAGGACAAGUGAGUUAUGUUGUGUGUAACUAAGGAUUUAAUGAUUGUGACCUUUUAAAAAAAGCAUGUUCAAUUAAAAAAAAGAAUUAAGCUUGUGCAUAAAAAUUAUUGAAAGGUUUUGUGCAAUAAACUAUUUUUCAUAGAA